Molecule: messenger RNA, 921 nt
Organism: Cryptomeria japonica (Japanese cedar)
Lineage: Eukaryota; Viridiplantae; Streptophyta; Pinopsida; Cupressales; Cupressaceae
Product: coniferyl alcohol acyltransferase-like
Exons: 1
Coding region: 1-921 (306 amino acids)
Molecular function (GO): acyltransferase activity, transferring groups other than amino-acyl groups
Source: RefSeq, a predicted model, not a curated record
AUGAACUGUGGCGCAAUUGUAGUGGGUUGUUGUUUUGAUCACAGAAUAGUAGAUGGUAUAAGCAGCUGUAUUUUCUUUCGAGCAUGGACGGAGGCUGCUCAAGGUAUCUCGUUUUCCAUGACUACGCCUUGCUUUGAACGCUCACUCCUCAAUCCCCGCAACCCUCUCAACGCUGCUGCCAUUGAUAGGCAUUACAUGGCACUUCCUUUCUCUGCUCUUGAUCAUGCCGACCCCCCUCCUCCCCAAAUUGGGCGCAUCUAUCAUUUAGAUGCUCCCACGCUUCUCCAAUUGCAGUCUCUUGCAAACCAAACUGAAGGAAAACCCCGUGUUGGCAAACCCAUAACAAAGAUGGAAGCAGUCUCUGCCUACAUUUGGAAAGUAUUUACUCGCGCGCAGUCUUUGAGUUCUUCAACACCGACCAGAAUUGGCAUUCCAAUUGACGGCCGUUCAUACCUGAACCUCCCUCCAUCCUACUUCGGAAACGGGAUAGCAAUUCCUUUCAAGGAGAGUUAUGCUGAGCAGAUAUUAGAGGAGCCAUUGAGCAAGACAGCAGAAAUCGUACGCAGCGUCAUAAGUGCUUCCGCAAACAGUGAAUAUUUCAAGUCCUUCGUUGAUUGGGUGGAGGAGAAGAGACCGGCAGCGAUGUUAGCGAAAGUGUAUGCGGAGAAAGGGUCUGCCGUGGUGGUGUCGUCAGGAAUGAGGAUUCCAUUAUAUCAAUUCGACCUGGGAUGUGGGAAGCCUGCGUUUUCAAGUUCGUAUUUUCAAUGGGGAGGAACAGCGGGGUAUGUGAUGUUGCAGGCGAGCCCCCUGGGAGAUGGGAAUAUGGUGGUCUAUAUGCACAUGGACGAGAAGCACUUAGAUGCCAUUGAAGCUGAUCCUGAUUUUUUGUUUGCGAGGGCCAAUCAAAUGAAUUUCUUGUAA